AUGUCGCCAGACAAUUUCAAUUGGGACCGCACCAAGAAGAGCAAUACAACGAGAACCAUUCAUGCCUACUCAAAUGCACCAUUCAUCGAGUUGUUUGUCAAGAUUGCUUCCCAAGGAAUAAAGCCCGUUGGCACCAUGGUCCUAGGCGAAGGAUCGUAUGCUGCGGAAUUCGAAGACGUGGAAUGGAAGGCGUAUUGUUCUCUUGCAGCUGUUGCUCGGAUGGAAGAAGAUGACGACGUUGCAGUAUCCACAGAAGUCACAACUUGUGGUCCUCCAUUCGCUUUGAGAUUGAGUAUCCAUCGCCCUUUGUCUCACACUGGAACAGAAAGUGCCCUCUUUUUGAAUGGUCAAGAUGCGGCACUGAUCCGAGCCGCAGAUGCAACUGGCCAGAUGGUACUACACAUGGCUAAUCGUAAAAAUGUCUCCUUUCCCAUUGUGAGCGGACCAGGAGAGAUCCAAGGAAGUGUGCGGCAAUCCAAAAUCAUACAAAGCCAACAAUGCUCCGUGGCACAUUGCAAAUCACGGAUUGGUCCGAGCAGUAGCCCGCGUCCGAUUCCACCAAAAUGUCUUGUCGGCUCGACCAUCCGUCACAUACAGUUUUUUCAAAUCCCAUCAAAUCGAAUUGGCCAUAGGUACUCGACACUGUCUUUCCGGCCGAAGGAGGUUCUCUAUAAUAGUAAAAAAUGUCCAGACAAAGGUUUGUUCCAAUUACCGGGCAUUGAAAGCACCUUGAUCAUAAGGCAUAACGCUAAAGUUCACAAGGAAAGAGAGGCGCAGUGA
This is a messenger RNA of Cylindrotheca closterium, 780 nucleotides long. The record is from the annotation of a GenBank genome assembly. NCBI's taxonomy places the organism in Eukaryota, Bacillariophyta, Bacillariophyceae, Bacillariales, Bacillariaceae.